Molecule: messenger RNA, 1888 nt
Organism: Mandrillus leucophaeus (drill)
Lineage: Eukaryota; Metazoa; Chordata; Mammalia; Primates; Cercopithecidae
Gene: SEPTIN11
Product: septin 11
Exons: 11
Coding region: 310-1437 (375 amino acids)
Biological process (GO): cytoskeleton-dependent cytokinesis
Cellular component (GO): microtubule cytoskeleton; septin complex; septin ring
Molecular function (GO): molecular adaptor activity; GTP binding; GTPase activity
Source: RefSeq, a predicted model, not a curated record
CGCUGGCUGCGAGCGGGACUCCGGCGAGCAGAGCGCAGCCGCGAGGGAGACGCGAGGGAGGCGAGCCGGAGCUGGAGCACUAGCAGCAGCCGGAGUCGGCGGAGAGCACCCGGGCUCAGCCGGAGCCGGUGCCGCAGCUGCGAUGGCCGUGGCCGUGGGGAGACCAAUGAAGAGCUUCGAAACUUGUCUUUGUCUGGCCAUGUGGGAUUUGACAGCCUCCCUGACCAGCUGGUCAACAAGUCUACUUCUCAAGGAUUCUGUUUCAACAUCCUUUGUGUUGGUGAGACAGGCAUUGGCAAAUCCACGUUAAUGGACACUUUGUUCAACACCAAAUUUGAAAGUGACCCAGCUACUCACAAUGAACCAGGUGUUCGGUUAAAAGCCAGAAGUUAUGAGCUUCAGGAGAGCAAUGUACGGCUGAAGUUAACCAUCGUUGACACCGUGGGAUUUGGAGACCAGAUAAAUAAAGAUGACAGCUAUAAGCCGAUAGUAGAAUAUAUCGAUGCCCAGUUCGAGGCCUACCUGCAAGAGGAAUUGAAGAUUAAACGUUCUCUCUUCAACUACCAUGACACGAGGAUCCAUGCCUGCCUCUACUUUAUUGCCCCUACUGGACAUUCACUGAAGUCCCUGGAUCUGGUCACCAUGAAAAAGCUGGACAGUAAGGUGAACAUCAUUCCAAUAAUUGCAAAAGCUGACACCAUUGCCAAGAAUGAACUGCACAAAUUCAAGAGUAAGAUUAUGAGUGAACUAGUCAGCAAUGGGGUCCAGAUAUAUCAGUUUCCCACUGAUGAAGAAACGGUGGCAGAGAUUAACGCGACAAUGAGUGUCCAUCUCCCAUUUGCAGUGGUUGGCAGCACCGAAGAGGUGAAGAUUGGCAACAAGAUGGCAAAGGCCAGGCAGUACCCCUGGGGUGUGGUGCAGGUUGAGAAUGAAAAUCAUUGUGAUUUUGUGAAACUUCGAGAGAUGCUGAUCCGGGUGAACAUGGAGGACUUGCGAGAGCAGACUCACACCCGCCACUACGAAUUGUACCGACGCUGUAAGCUUGAAGAGAUGGGGUUCAAGGACACUGACCCUGACAGCAAACCCUUCAGUCUUCAGGAGACAUAUGAAGCAAAAAGGAAUGAAUUCCUGGGAGAACUGCAGAAGAAAGAAGAAGAAAUGAGACAAAUGUUUGUUAUGAGAGUGAAGGAGAAAGAAGCUGAACUUAAAGAGGCAGAGAAAGAGCUUCAUGAGAAGUUUGACCUUCUCAAGCGGACACACCAAGAAGAAAAGAAGAAAGUGGAAGACAAGAAGAAGGAGCUUGAGGAGGAGGUGAACAACUUCCAGAAGAAGAAAGCAGCGGCUCAGUUGCUACAGUCCCAGGCCCAGCAAUCUGGGGCCCAGCAAACCAAGAAAGACAAGGAUAAGAAAAAUAGUCCUUGGCUCUGCACGGAAUAAAUGAUACCCUCAAAUCUAAUUGGAUGUGCUUUCGCCUUUGCAUCUGACCAUCUGCCUCUUGAGAGAGAGAGAAGUGGGCAUCCUUCCUUUAAAUUCAGGAACCACUGUUGUUUUAUUUGACUUUUUCUGUUACUUGCAUCUCUUAUAUAAGUUGUUUUGGAUUUGGGAUUAUGUUUUGGGGGUGAAAAAUUCCAGUUCUGUUUUUUGUAUUGGUUAUUCAGCUUACUUUUGGUAUCAAAAUUAUACCAGUUUUAAGCUCACUUGAGUGAAGUUUAAGUCACAAGAUUCUGUUUAAUAUGCUUUCCUCAUUUUGGAAACAACCAAAAACUUCCCUUUUUUGUUACGGGAUUUUGACCUACAAGUCCUAAUCGUGUUUAAAAUGUGCCGGUGUUGGGUAGAUGACUUUUCUGCCUCUGGGGUUCAAUUUCUAUUUAAAGAUACCUUAAAAUAA